AUGCCCUUCAACAGCGAGCUCACUGACAGCUUCCCGCCUCCUUCGCAAUCUUCAUCCUCUACUACUUCGACAUCUUCCGCAUCUUCGACAACGACGUCUUCCUUGGCACCGCUCCCGAGCAGCACCAUCUCUUCGCUGGAUGAGAAGAUCUUGCACUUCACGACUACCCUCGCCGCCGCUGCGGCGGCCAGCGGCGACGGCAAGAAGGAGGCCAACAUCGACGAGCUGCAGCGCAAGCUCCACUUCUACCAAGUCAUGCUCUGCCAAAACAUGUCAACGCUGAAGCGAAGUUACCGGCUCGGCGGGCAGACGUCGCUCACGAAGCGAUGCGUCUACCAGGACUACAGCAACAUGUGCACGGAGAGCGGGACGCCGUGCCUCUUCUCGCCGUCGGUGUUCGGCAAGGUCAUCAAGCGCACCUUCCCCGAUCUCCAGUACCGGCGACGGCGCAUCAACCGUCGCAUCAACGCGCACUACGAGGGCCUCGAACGGGUGGAGGAGUGCUUCGACGCCGACGGCCACCCGCGCGCCAUGCCGAUCAAGCAGGAGGAGGAGCUCCAGGAGGCCGAGCGCCUGCGGCUCGAGUUCCAGGACAAGAAGAUCGGCGGCCGGCAGAACAAGCAGCAGCAACAGGUCAAGCGCGCCUCGCCCGGUGACGGCAACAGUCCACAAGAGACCUCGGCCGGUGCAGCCAAGCGUCGGCGAAAGAGCUCGACCGCCACCGCGUCGUCGUCGGGCAUGCUCAAGGUCAAGAAGGAGAAAACCGGCAGCUCGCGCAGGCGACGCACGGGCGCCGACGACGACGACUACCUGCCCGAGGACGAGAGGCGGUCGGACUCGGACGAUGCGAGCAGCAGCGGCGUCAGCGGCGAGAGCCAGCAUCCCUAUGACCAGGUCGCCGGCCCACAACCGCCCAUUGACCACUUCUGGCGCGACUGGACCUUCCCUGGCGAUGCCUACGGCGGCCCCGGCGGCGGCGACCUCGCGCGACACGAGAUGAUGCGCGGUCACGGUGGUGGAAUGCCCGGAAUGGGCGGUCACCCUCCGCACGGCGGCAUCAUGCACGCCGACGACUACGACAGCAUGGAGCCCUCGUUCCAGUUCAUGUCCUACCUUGAAGCCGGUUCGUCGCUGGCGUCCUACUCGUCGUCGACCACCUCCGCAGCGUGGAGGCCGCCACCCAUGCCCAGCCACUCGCUCCUCCAGCAGACCCAGCAGCAUUACCAUCAACAGCAGCACCAGCACCAGGGCCAGCACCACAUGCUGCCCCCGAUGCCCAGCUUCCCUCCGCCGCCGCUCCACAGCGACUACCAGUCGCGCCAGCUGCCCUGGCCGUCGUCGGCCUUCGGCCCGGCGGGCGGCCUCUCGGGCGGCAGCAAGUCCAGCCCACCGCCGUCGACCUCGUCGACGCCAUCUUCGUCGCACGCGCUGAUGCCGUCGUUCCCGCUGCCGUCGACAGCGCCAUCGAACUCGUCGUCGACGUUCCCCUCCUCCUUACCGCACGGGCCGGGCAUGCUCGCCGCGUCCAACCACCAGUGCCCGUGCCCGUCGUGUCUGUCGGGCAGGCCGCAGUACUACCCCAGUUCCUACCACUAA
Messenger RNA from Acanthamoeba castellanii str. Neff, 1596 nucleotides. RefSeq lists its product as uncharacterized. Gene Ontology annotation, molecular function: DNA binding. The record is from RefSeq and is a predicted model, not a curated record. Gene Ontology annotation, biological process: regulation of DNA-templated transcription. The transcript has 3 exons. NCBI's taxonomy places the organism in Eukaryota, Discosea, Longamoebia, Acanthamoebidae. The coding region runs from base 1 to 1596 and encodes 531 amino acids.